Molecule: messenger RNA, 4765 nt
Organism: Tachysurus fulvidraco (yellow catfish)
Lineage: Eukaryota; Metazoa; Chordata; Actinopteri; Siluriformes; Bagridae
Gene: jph2
Product: junctophilin 2
Exons: 6
Coding region: 492-2990 (832 amino acids)
Cellular component (GO): plasma membrane; endoplasmic reticulum membrane; sarcoplasmic reticulum
Source: RefSeq, a predicted model, not a curated record
CAGGAUUGGGCUGUAUUUUUGGAUACAGUGUCGGGGUCUGGUUAUCCUUGUUGGGAGUGCUGGAACAUUAACCGAGGUCGGUGGAGAAAAGACGGGAGACAGGGAGAGGGGAGAGCCAUGAAAGACCACCGGCUCACCAAUUCGACUCAAUGGUACUCACCUUAAAAUUCAAAACCAUGUAACUAAAGAAAAGUAACUCCCUCUCCCUUGUCAAAUCCGCUCUGUGCCGACAAUUUCUCGAAGAGGUCCAUCAUUUAAUGUGGAAUACAUUUGGAUAAAAAAAACAAAAUAAAGGAAUUCGGAUAAGAACAGCUGUCGACAGAAAAUGCGCGCCAGCGACUAGACGCACCGACGAUGACCGAAGUUGAAGAACAAGAUUUUCCCUUGGAGGAAAUACACCAUUUAACAAUUUAACGUCACUUUGGAAAAGGUCACACUCUCAGUCCUGAUUUGAAGUUUUUUUUCCCCUCUCCUUUUUCCAUUCAAGAAGGAUGAGUGGAGGUCGCUUUGAGUUCGACGACGGCGGCGCUUACUGCGGCGGUUGGGAAGGAGGCAAAGCGCACGGCCACGGCAUCUGCACGGGACCGAAGGGUCAAGGCGAGUUCUCCGGUUCAUGGAAUUACGGUUUCGAGGUGGUCGGGGUGUACACCUGGCCAAGCGGGAACACGUACGAGGGCUACUGGGCUCAGGGCAAGCGCCACGGCCUGGGCGUCGAAACCAAAGGCCACUGGGUGUAUAAGGGCGAGUGGACGCACGGCUUCAAAGGCAGGUACGGUACGCGUAUGAGCCUCAGCAGCGGUGCCAAAUACGAGGGCACGUGGAAUAACGGUCUGCAGGAUGGUUACGGCACCGAGACCUACGCGGAUGGCGGCACCUUCCAAGGCCAGUUUACGGGUGGAAUGCGUCAUGGCUACGGUGUACGCCAAAGUGUUCCGUACGGUAUGGCGGCUGUGGUGCGCUCUCCUUUGCGCAACUCGCUAACAUCACUGCGUAGCGAGCACAGCAAUGGCAUGCUACUGCAGCAGGAUGUUCCCAUCAUCACCACUACAAACGCAUCAGGUCAGGAGACUGUUGUCACCUCAUCUAAGCCAAUGGGACCUUCACGUGGUGGCUUUGCGCUCAGCCUACACGGUGACCCUGAACUUGCCAAGCCAAAGAAGCGAGGCCUUUUCCGUCGCGGCUCACUGCUGGGCAAGCUAACCAAGUCGGAAUCUCGCACAUCCCUCUCCAGCCAGAAGAGUAAGAUUAGCUUCCUGCGCAGCGAAUCAGGCCUCAGCUCAGCGACUAGUGAUGCCAACUCUACUAUCAGCAUGGGUGACAGUGAAGCAGAAGGUGAGGGCCACGAGUUUCCACCUGUCGAGGCUGACAUUGACGCGACCACCACCGAGGUUUACAUGGGCGAGUGGAAGAACGACAAGCGCUCAGGCUACGGCAUCAGCGAGCGCUCCAGUGGCCUCAAGUACGAGGGUGAGUGGCUGGACAACCAACGGCAUGGAUACGGAUGCACUACAUUCGCUGAGGGCGGUAAAGAGGAGGGCAAGUAUGUACACAAUGUGCUAGUGAAGGCUGUGAGGAAGAAGGUGAUUCAACUGAAGGGCACCAAGAUCAAGCAAAAAGUGGAAAGGAGUGUGGAGGGAGCACAGAGGGCCGCAGCCAUUGCCAAACAAAAAUCAGAAAUUGCCAACUCAAGAGCUUCCCAUGCAAGGAGUAAAGGAGAGGCUGGUGAACAGGCUGCUCAAGCUUCUAACAACGAGUCCAGCAUUGCACGUGUAGUGGCCAGAGAACUCUCGCCUUCAUUUUAUCAACCAGGCCCAGAAUACCUAAAGAAGCGAGCACUACAAGAAAUUGCUGAGAGCAAUGAGAAUGCUGACACAGACAUGCAUGAGUCACUGCUGGCGGAGGAGAUGAUGCCUCCAGAAAGUCCCUUCUUGCAUGAAAUGGAGAGCCUAAAGCCUAGCAUUAGCCCAGCACGUACCCCAUCACCUCAACCUUCCAGCUCUGCUGCCUUAGAUCCUAACCUUCUUGGUCCUGGUAGCUGGAAUGGGGACAGAAGUAGUCGAGGUGGCGGUAGCAGCAGCAAAGGGGGAAGUCGUUCAGGGAGCAGACAGAGCAGUCGUCCUUCAACUCCUUCAGCACCAAGCACAGAGGAGCCUGGUGUCACAAAGGGUUCGUCCCGUUCCCCCAGCCGCCAAAACUCCAAAGUUGAGCAGGGUUCUGACCUUGAGAUUAAGCCUCUACAGAAGAUGGACUUAGAGUCCAAAGCAGCAGAACCUGCUCCAGCUCCAAUAAGGACCAUCCUCAUCUCCUCUACCGAUGAAGAAGAACCACCUCCUGCCUCCAGAGUGUCCUCCAAAGCAGUGACCCCAGAACAAAACGAUCCUGAGCAGAGAGACGAGGACAGGGAACCAGCACCAGAGCACCUAACAUCAGUAGCCGAGAGAAAGGAGGAGGCCAAGAUAGACAAAAAAGUAGCUAACCAAGUUGAAGCUAAGCAAUCUAUGAAACGAGAGCCUAGUCCGGCUCCAAAACGAGAGCCUAGUCCGGCUCUGAGACGAGAGCCUAGUCCGGCUCUGAGACGAGAACCAAGCCCGGCUCCGAGACGAGAACCAAGCCCGGCUCCGAGACGAGACUGUAGCCCUGCUCCUAGGCAGGAAUGUAGCCUGGCUCCAAGACGAGAGCCAAGCCCAGCUCCAAGAAAAGAAUCUACCCCGACUUCUAAACAUGAUCCUAGCCCACUUCCUAAAGUUGUGCCUAUGCCUGAACCCAAAGUUGUGCCUAAACCAGAGCCUAAAGCUAUUGCCAAACCAGUUACUAAGCCUGCUCCCAAGGUGGACCCCAAAGCUGAACUGAGACAGAGGGCUUUGGUAAAAACCCCUGAUGAAGUCACUGAAAUCACAGCGCCAGAAGAGGGGCCAAAUACGGUUAUGAUCUGCAUGGUCAUUCUGCUUAAUAUUGGACUGGCCAUUGUUUUUGUUCACAUCCUGUCCUGAUGAAAAGAUGGCCGAGACCAAGAGCACCUAGAUUGAAGAAAGAAGAGAGAUGUGCUGUUAUGGAUGCCACAAGCUCCCCCUUGAGGCUUUACUGAUGUGAUUCAGUCUCAAUAAAGCCCUCUGGAGCCACCUGAAGGACAGUUGUGUAGUUGGAUUGAAGGAUGACAUAGAGGUUCUGUGUCUGAAUGCUGGAGAGAACUUUGGAAAGCUUUUAUCUGUAUUGUGCUGCUUUAAAGAAUGAUUCUUCCCGAAUUAACAAUGCCAUUUACUUAAAAGAGUGAAUAUAUUUUAUACAAAUCAAGCAAUGUCAAGUUCUCCAGUUUACUGCUGAUUAUCAUUCAAAGCCAUAGUUUCUGAUCAGUCUGAGAUCACUUGAAUUUGAAGAAGGAAAAAUAACUGGUGAAAAAUUUGACUACAUAAGAUGUCUUAAAGUCUCACAAUAAGGCCUUUUCCUUCAGUCUCUAAUGCUAAUAUUCUAACAGAUAUAUGACAGACAGUACUGUAUAUAGAACCUUUGUUCAAGCCUUAUGGUAAGAAAAUGAUCAUCAAUAAAUCUCUGCCUGUUAAAAUAUAAGCGUGAGUUUAAGAAAAUGCAAAGGUCAAGAAAUUCAGUUCACACAAGGAAGAUGGGAUAGCUACUGUAGCUGUAAGUGUGUCAUAUGGUUUUGUCUGAUGUUUCUGAGAAGGUUUCUUAUAUUUUUUCUGAAUAUAAAAUCCCACUCCCAUCCAUUACAGUGUCUGGAAUUGUAUGCAAAAAAUGAUCAAAAACCAAGUUGUUUAUGCUCAAGACACAUUGUACUGUGAACAUGUUUGUGCUUGCAUACUUAAUUUUAAAAAGCACCAAGUGGCAACAUUUUAAUACUCAAACAAAACUGGUUUUGUAUGCAUGUAUGGUAAGGGGUUUUCUACCUUUCUAAAAUUGUGAUGUUACAUUAUUAGCAAUAUGUACAUUUGCAAAUAUUGAGGAACUACCACCAGCAAAAGGCCAGUGUUGCUAGAAGGUUUCAUUUCCAGCCAUUCAGGACCUAUACCCAAUUCAAUUGUUAAAUCAACUUAUUUUGUCCUUGCUUGGUUGGCAUUAAAACCCACACUUAUGCUGGUCCUUCACAUAUAAGAUAUGCCAUCCCCUUCCUUAGAAUAUUGCAAACAUAUGUUUUGAUUUAAUGUCUCCCUUUUAGAAAAUUAACUCAAAGUAUUUGCAUUGAUGAAUUGGUUUGGAAUCAAAUUCCAGAUUGUUGUUAAGCACUAUGAAUAUAGUCAUUGCCCAAAUAUUUUAUUUUAUUUAGAAAUAAAUAGUAGUUAUGCAUCCUAAAGCCGUCAUCUAGCUGCUUGUCCCUUGACCUAAUGGUAUGAAGAGUUAAAAUAUAAAUGCUUUGAAACAGCAUUCAUCUGGUUUGGCUUGUAACCGUUUGCACUGGAGUGGUUUGUGAUGACAGUGUUUUACAAUGCAACUUUGUCAGUGUAUUUUAUUCUCAUCAGAGUGCCAACCACAAAUCUCCAUGUUAUGAAAAAUAAAAAAACAAAAAGAUUUAUUCAUAGGUUUGUUUUCAUAUGAAUGCAUUCAGUCAUGAUUUCACUGGCUGAAUAGUGCACAUUUUAAGAACAGUGAGAAAUCUAGAUCUUCCAAAAUGUUCAUACCAUGUAGAAGAUUUAAAUAACACAAAUUUGUUUGCAACUUGGAAAGAAAUUCAAUCAUGGCACUCAAAAUGCCAAAUAUAAAUGUAUCGUGCUGAACAGUACUAUUGAAUGCAAAUAAAUCUAUUUUUCAACCUAAA